UGACCGAGCUAUUUCAUUCCCAGCUGUUCCCGAGAAGUAAACCAUUAUCCCGAAGUAGCCAUGGCAGAUUCCGUUGCUCCAGCCAAGUCUCCAGCUAAGAAGAAGGCCACAAAGCCUAAAGUGCCUGCUGCACACCCCAAGUACAUAGACAUGAUCAGCGCCGCCGUUUCAGCCCUGAAGGAACGCGGGGGCUCAUCCAGACAGGCCAUUCUCAAGUACAUCAUGGCCAACUACAAAGUGGGCAACGAUGCUAAUUUCGUCAACGCUCACCUGAAAAUGGCCCUGAAGAAUGGUGUUAAAAAGGGUGCUCUCAAGCAGGCUAAGGGUACAGGCGCCAGUGGCUCCUUCAAGCUUGGAGAAAAACCCAAGACCGAGAAGAAGCCUAAAGCCAAAAAGGUUGCCAAACCCAAGGCAGCUAAACCUAAGAAGACCGCUGCUAAGCCCAGGACACCCGCCGGUGAGAAGAAGGCCAAGACUCCUAAGAAGAAGGCAGCAGCAGCAGCCAAGAAACCAGCCGGACCCAAGAAAGCCAAAUCUCCCAAGAAGAAGGCGACACCCAAGUCCCCAAAGAAGGCUGCAACCAAACCCAAGAAGGCCAAGACUCCUAAGAAAACAGCAGCCAAGAAAACCAAGACACCCAAGAAGGCAGCAGCAAAGAAAUAAGCAGUCUGAGCAUCCCUGUCAGUCUGCAUCCAAGCUUAUUAAAAAAAAAAAGCCCUUUUCAGGGCUACCAAAAUUUUCAGAAAAGAUACCUCAGUUACAGUCGUUAGAAAAUGUUUCAAC
Saccostrea cuccullata (small rock oyster) is the source of this 783-nucleotide messenger RNA. RefSeq names its product histone H1-delta-like. The transcript has a single exon. Lineage: Eukaryota; Metazoa; Mollusca; Bivalvia; Ostreida; Ostreidae. Gene Ontology annotation, molecular function: nucleosomal DNA binding; structural constituent of chromatin; double-stranded DNA binding. Gene Ontology annotation, cellular component: nucleosome; nucleus. Bases 61 to 663 code for a protein of 200 amino acids. Gene Ontology annotation, biological process: chromosome condensation; negative regulation of DNA recombination; nucleosome assembly. The record is from RefSeq and is a predicted model, not a curated record.